Notodromas monacha is the source of this 6669-nucleotide messenger RNA. The record is from the annotation of a GenBank genome assembly. Lineage: Eukaryota; Metazoa; Arthropoda; Ostracoda; Podocopida; Cyprididae.
AUGACGACUGAUAUCGGAGUCAUCAGUUGGGAGAACCAAGAUGAUUUCGAGUAUGAUGGAGGCAACUCAUCUUCUCGUUUAUUCGAAAGAUCGAGAAUUCGUGCUCUUGCCGAUGAACGGGAGAGCGUUCAAAAGAAGACCUUUACGAAAUGGGUGAAUUCGCACUUAUUACGGAUGAACUCGCGCAUCGCGGAUCUGUACGUGGAUCUACGCGAUGGAAAGCAGCUUAUGAUGUUACUUGAGGUGCUAUCCGGAGAGUGCUUGCCGCGACCAACCAAAGGCAAAAUGAGGAUUCAUUGCUUAGAAAACGUAGAGAAAGCCCUCCAGUUCUUGAAAGACCAACGUGUUCAUUUGGAAAAUAUGGGACCACAUGACAUCGUCGAUGGGAGUUCGCGCUUGACUCUUGGUUUGAUCUGGACGAUCAUCUUGCGUUUCCAGAUCCAAGACAUCAUCGUGGAGGAGAUUGACAACAAAGAAACGAAAUCUGCCAAAGAUGCCUUGCUUCUGUGGUGUCAAAUGAAGACCGCUGGCUACCAGAACGUCAGCGUUAGAAACUUCACGACGUCUUGGCGUGAUGGCCUUGCGUUCAAUGCUUUGAUCCAUAAGCACCGACCCGAUUUGAUCGCUUUCGACAAACUUUCGAAAACUCAUGCCAUUCAUAACCUCAAUAGCGCAUUUAAUGUUGCCGAAGACAAGCUCGGACUUACCAAACUUCUCGAUGCCGAAGAUGUGUUCGUUGAGUGCCCGGAUGAGAAAUCCAUCAUAACGUACGUCGUCACAUACUACCACUACUUCUCGAAGAUGAAGGAAGAAUCAGUGAAAGGACGUAGGAUCGCGAAAAUUGUUGGGAUGGCCAUGGACACGGAACAGCAAAUGAUGGAAUACGAGCGUUUGACCUCCGAUUUACUCGCCUGGAUCCAAAGUACCAUCAAUGCCCUCGGCGAUCGCAAUUUCGCAAACUCGCUUCAAGGAGUUCAGCAACAGCUCACCGAGUUCAGCACGUAUCGUAACUUGGAAAAGCCGCCGAAAUUCGAAGAGAAGGGCAACCUGGAAGUCAUGCUGUUUACUCUGCAGUCGCAAAUGCGUGCCAACAAUCUCAAGCCGUAUUUACCGAAGGAAGGACGCAUGAUAUCGGACAUCAAUCGUGCAUGGGAUCGACUGGAGAAAGCUGAACAUGAGCGUGAACUGGCUUUGCGUGACGAGUUGAUCCGUCAGGAGAAACUGGUGCAACUGGCAGCAAGAUUCGACAAGAAGUCCGGAAUGCGUGAGACUUGGUUGAGUGAGAACCAGAGGCUGGUGUCGCAGGACAACUUCGGAUUCGACUUACCAGCUGUCGAAGCCGCGGCCAAGAAGCACGAGGCCAUCGAAACCGACAUCUUUGCUUACGAGGAACGUGUUCAAGCUGUGGUCGCAGUGGCUCAAGACCUCGAAGCGGAGAAUUAUUACGACAUCAACAGGAUCACGGCGAGAAAGGACAAUGUACUCCGUUUGUGGAAAUUUUUGUUGGAGCUGCUCCGAGCCCGUCGUAUGCGCCUGGAACUCUCGAUGCAGUUGCAGCAAAACUUCCAGGAAAUGCUAUACAUUUUGGAUUCCAUGGAAGAGAUCAAGGGUCGUCUUCUCAACGAAGACUACGGCAAGCAUCUCAUGGGCGUGGAAGAUUUGUUGCAAAAGCAUGCUUUGGUUGAAGCCGACAUCAACGUGCUUGGUGACCGAGUCAAGAUGGUUGUUCAGCAAAGCCAGCGAUUCUUGGAUGAAGAAACCACCGAGGGAUACAAACCUUGCAAUCCAGAACUUCUUGAAGACCGCUUGCAGAAACUCCAGCGAGCGUAUGAGGAACUUGUCAGACUGGCAGUGGACCGCAGAGCUCAUCUUGAAGACAGCCGCCAGCUGUGGCAAUUCUACUGGGAUAUGGCUGAAGAAGAGUCCUUUAUCCGCGAAAAGGAACAUAUUCUGGCCACUGGUGACAUUGGUCACGACCUCAUGACGAUCCACCUGCUUCUCUCCAAGCACAAAAUGCUCGAGGACGAGCUCAAUACUCACGAGUACCAACUCGCAGCCGUCAUCCAGUCUGGCGAAGAACUAAUGCAGCAUAACCACUUCGGGUCCGAUAAAAUCGAGGCCCAGAUCCGGGAAAUUCAAGGACUGUGGAACAAUUUGAAAGACUCGGCUGCAUUCCGACGUCGCAAACUGACCGAAGCUGUGGAUUACCACCAGUUCUUCACCGACGCCGACGAUGUCGACACCUGGAUGCUGGAUAUUCUCCGUCUGGUCUCGUCGGAAGAUGUUGGUCGUGACGAAGGCAACGUUCAGCUUCUACUUCGCAAACACAAGGACGUGACUGACGAGCUCAAGUCGUAUCAAACCACAAUUGACUCUCUGGGACUGCAAGCCAAGCAACUCGGUGAAGACUACCGAGACGCUGCUGAAGUCAUUGAUCGGUUGCAGAGCAUCGAAAGACGCUACAGCGAACUCAUGGAAUUGUCCCAACUGCGCAAACAGCGUCUUCUGGACGCUCUGUCCUUGUACAAGUUGCUAUCCGAAGCUGAUGGAGUCGAACAAUGGAUUGGAGAGAAGGAGAAAAUGCUGGACACUAUGGUCCCGGCUCGAGACAUGGAAGACGUGGAGAUUCUUUUGCAUCGCUACGAAGGAUUUGACGGCGAGAUGAAUGCGAAUGCGUCUCGCAUGAAUGUGGUGAACCAACUCGCGAGGCAAUUACUCGAUGUGGAACACCCGAACUCGGACGAGAUUUCGCAGCGUCAAGAGAGCUUGAACAAACGCUGGGCGGAUUUGCGAGAGAAGGCGGAAGUGAAGCGAGAGGAACUGAACGCAAACCAUUGGUUGCAAACGUUCCAUAUCGAAUGCCGCGAGUCUUUGGCUUGGAUCGAGGACAAAAAGAAGAUUCUUCACUCCACGGAGGAGUUGGGUACGGAUUUGACGGGCAUCAUGACUCUGCAGCGCCGUUUGAUGGGAUUGGAACGAGACCUGGCUGCGAUUCAGGCCAAGAUAGAUUCUCUGGAAUCGGAUUCCGCGAGGAUCUCGGAAUUGUUCCCCGAGGAAAAGGACAGGAUCCAGACUGGAUUGGACAGUAUUCGAGGAUCGUGGGGCGAGUUGACGCAGUUGUUGAAGGAGAAGGAUGCGAAAUUGGAAGAGGCUGGAGAUCUGCACAGGUUCUUGCGGGAUUUGGACCAUUUCGGUGCCUGGUUGACCAAGACUCAAAAGGAAAUUGCGUCGGAAGAUACUCCGUCAUCGUUGCACGAGGCAGAAAAGUUGCUGCAACAACACGCUGCUAUCCAGGACGAGAUCGAGAAUUACGCUGAUGAUUAUGACCGUACUAUGGCGUACGGAGAGAAGAUCACUCAGGAAGCGUCGCCGGAGCAGCAACAAGACGCCCAAUGGAUGUUCCUGCGUGAACGCCUGCGCGCUUUGCGACACGGCUGGGAAGAGUUGCAGCAAAUGUGGGACAACCGCCAGGCCUUGCUCACGCAGUCCCUCAACUUGGAAAUGUUCUUGACGAAUGCCAAGCAGGCCGAAGUGCUUCUCUCUCAACAAGAACACGUACUUGCCAAGGAAGAACUUCCUAGCAAUCUGGAGAAGGCAGAAAGCCUGAUCAAGAUGCACGAAGCGUUCCUCACCACCAUGGAAGCCAACGACGAGAAGAUCAACACCGUCAUUCAAUUCGCCCACCGACUUUGCGACGAAGGACACUUCGCUUCUGACAAAAUCGGCAAGAAGGCGGACAGUAUCGCCGAGCGACGCAAUGCAAACCGCGAAAAGGCCUUGGGGCUCAUGGAACGCCUGCGAGACCUUCUCCAACAGCACCAGUUCCUCCAAGACUGCGAAGAACUCGACGAAUGGAUCGUCGAGAAGACGAUCGUUGCCCAAGACGAAAGCUACCGCAGUGCGAAAACCAUCCACUCCAAGUGGACUCGUCACCAGGCUUUCGAGGCGGAGAUUGCGUCCAACAAGGACAGGCUGUUGAGAGUGCAGGAAGCUGGAGAACAAUUGGUGCGAGACAAGCCUGAGUUGGCUGAGAGGAUCCUUCCGAGGAUCGCUGAAGUGGCGCAGAGGUUUGAGGAACUCGAGGACACUACGAAGGAGAAGGGCGAGAGGUUGUUUGAUGCCAAUCGCCAAGCUCUGUAUGAACAAACGUGCGAUGAUAUCGACGGAUGGAUGACCGAUUUGGAGAAGCAAAUCGAGACUGACACCGGCUCUGACUUGGUUUCUGUUAAUAUUCUGAUGCAGAAACAACAGAUGAUCGAGUCGCAAAUGGCCAUCAAAGCGAAACAAGUGGACGAGCUGGAAACGCAAAAAAUGCACCUCGAACGCCUUGUCGCUCCAGACAAGGCCGAAGAAUACGAGGCGAAGAAAGCGAUGGUGGAAGAACGAUUCCAGCGUUUGCAAGGCCCGCUUUCACACCGCAAAACCGAGCUGGAGAAGAAGAAGGAAGCCUUCCAAUUCCGCCGAGACGUUGCGGAUGAAAAGAUGUGGAUUGCCGAGAAGAUGCCGCUGGCCACCAGCUCCAACUUUGGGGACUCUUUGUUCAACGUGUUGAUGUUGCAGAAGAAGAACCAGUCGUUGAAGACGGAGAUUGAUAACCACGAACCGCGGAUUUUGCUCAUUUGCGACAACGGCGGCAAAUUGAUCAACAGCGGCCACGAAUGCGCCGAUGAGUUUGCUUUGUUGAUUGAAGAGCUCAUGAGUGAUUGGCAAGAGUUGCAGGAUGCGGUCGACCAGAGGAAGAGGAACCUCAUCAACUCUGAACGAGGACAACAGUACUUCUUUGAUGCCGCCGAAGCCGAGAGCUGGAUGAGCGAGAGGGAAUUAUACAUGAUGGUGGAAGACCGUGGUAAGGAUGAAGCGUCUGCACAGAAUCUGAUGAAAAAGCACGAGUCGCUUGAAAACGACAUUGAAGACUAUGCCGAAAAUGUUCUGCAACUCGGCAAGACAGCUCAGCAAUUGAUCAACGAAAAUCAUGACGAGAGUGAGAACAUCCAAGUCAGACAGGUGCAAAUCGACAAGUUAUACGCGGGAUUGAAAGAUUUGGCGAAUGAGAGACUUGCCAGGCUGAUGGAAGCUUUGCAAUUGUACACGUUGCACCGAGAUGUUGACGACUUGGAGCAAUGGAUUGCAGAACGAGAGGUCGUUGCUGGCUCUCACGAACUCGGACAGGACUACGAACACGUUUCGAUGCUGCGAGACAGGUUUGCAAGUUUUGCUGAGGAAACUGAGGACACCGGAAAGGAAAGAAUCAAUGGCGUAAAUAAAAUUGCGGAUGAGUUGAUCGGCGCCGGUCAUUCAGAUGCAGCGGUGAUUGCUGAAUGGAAGGACUCUCUGAAUGAAGCCUGGGCUGACUUGCGAGAGCUGAUUGAGACCCGAAAGCAGUAUUUGGCGGCUUCGUGGGAAUUGCACAAGUUCUUCCACGACUGCAAGGACACGCUCGGAAGAAUCAUUGAGAAGCAGAAUUCGAUGUCGGAUGAGUUGGGACGUGAUGCCGGAUCUGUGUCUGCAUUGCAUCGCAAGCAUCUUAAUUACACUCAAGACCUGUCUACCCUGCAAGCCCAGGUGCAACAAUUGCAAGAGGAUUCAGCGAAUCUGCGAGCGGGCUAUGCCGGCGAAAAGGCGAUGGAAAUUACGAACCGAGAAGCCGAGGUGGUGAAUGGUUGGCGCAGCUUGCAGACCAUGUGCGAAGCGCGGAAACUCAAGUUGCUGGACACUGGCGAUUUGUUCAAGUUCUUCAACCUGGUUCGAGCACUGAUGCUCUGGAUGGAUGAUAUGAUUCGUCAAAUGAACACGUCCGAGAAACCUAGGGACGUGAGUGGGGUCGAGCUGCUCAUGAACAACCACCAGAGUUUGAAGGCAGAAGUUGAUGCGCGAGAAGACAAUUUCACUGCUUGCAUCUCCUUGGGGAAGGAACUGCUUUCGAGGAGCCAUUAUGCGUCCGAAGAGAUCAAAGAGCGUCUCGUGGUUUUGACAAACCAACGAAACGUUAUGCUGCACCGUUGGGAGGAGCGUUGGGAGCAUUUGCAGCUGAUCCUGGAAGUUUACCAAUUUGCCAGAGAUGCUGCCGUGGCUGAAGCUUGGUUGAUUGGUCAGGAACCAUAUUUGUUAAGUCAAGAGUUAGGACAUACGCUGGACGAAGUGGAGAACUUAUUAAAGAAACAUGAGGCGUUUGAAAAAUCGGCUGCUGCGCAAGAAGAGAGGUUUGCUGCGUUGCAGAGACUGACCACGUUCGAAAUCAAAGAAAUGGCUGCCAGGCAGAAAGAAGAGCAAGAGAUGGAGGAAAGGCGUAUUCAGGAAGAAAUGAUGCGCAGGGAAGUUCCUCCACCAGAGCCUGAACCUAUUCUUGAAGAAAGUGUUGAUGGAGCGAUGGCUGUUGCACCACAAUCCGCCAAGAAAGAACAACGCGAAGCUGCUGGACGACCCAAGAAAGUUAUUGCUUCUCCCACGUCCCCGCCGAGUGUGCCGACGACCACUCGGGCUAUCGCUGCUCCACCAAAGAAAGACGCGAAGCGAGACAAGAAGGACAGGUCGAGGAGUAAGUCUCCGUUUAGAAGCUUUCGGUGGAAAAAGUCCAAGCCGGCGCAGACGACCGGCGGGAGUGCCAGCGAUGACGAGGAGAACAUUGACGCUGUCAGAGGUACUAUAAAUAAAAAAGUUACACUUUCGACG